CGUCCCACUACCGCUUGUUCUCGAACUUCAACCCUUUAGGAACUUAAAUGCAGACGUCACACUGUCACGAUUCACGAAACUAUCUAUCACGACUAACGAGAACUACGUAUCAACAUGGCCGAACGAGAUUACGAUGAGAGCAAUGAGGCUCUAGACCCCGAAGUUUUAUAUACCAAAGAAUUCUGCAUUGGCGGAGGCAGCUUCGGAAAAGUUUACAAGGGUGUUGAGAAGCGAAGCGGGCAAGCCGUAGCGAUCAAGGUCAUCGACAUCGAAAGCGCCGAGGACGAGGUCGAAGACAUCAUACAGGAGAUUGCUAUUCUUUCAGAGCUUCAGUCGCCCUAUGUUACCAAAUACUACGGUUCAUAUGCAAAAGGCGCCGAGCUAUGGAUUGUAAUGGAGUUCUGCUCUGGUGGAAGUUGUGCCGACCUCAUGAAGCCCGGUAUGAUUGGAGAGGACUACAUAGCAAUUAUCAUGAGAGAAUUGCUCCUAGGUUUAGACUAUCUGCAUGCGGACAAGAAGCUACACCGUGACAUCAAGGCGGCGAACAUCCUGUUAAGUUCCAAUGGCCAGGUGAAGUUGGCCGACUUUGGCGUCUCCGGACAGCUCUCGGCGACUAUGACGAAGAAAAAUACCUUCGUUGGUACUCCAUUUUGGAUGGCCCCCGAGGUCAUCAAGCAAUCUGGAUACGACCACAAGGCAGAUAUCUGGUCGCUGGGAAUUACAGCCUUGGAGCUUGCCAAUGGAGAGCCGCCGUACGCCGACAUACAUCCAAUGAAGGUCCUCUUCUUAAUUCCAAAGAAUCCCCCCCCAAGAUUAGAAGGGAAUUUUACCAAGGCAUUCAAAGACUUCAUCGAGCUUUGUCUACAAAGAGACCCCAAGGAACGGCCAGUAGCUAGAGAUUUACUCAAGCACCCUUUUAUCAGGAAAGCGAAGAAGACAACCUACUUGACGGAGCUGAUUGAACGUUUUAGCCGAUGGAGCGCAACACAUAAAACGGACGACGACGACAAUGCAGAUGAAGGGGAUAUUCGAGUUGCACCAGAGCGCGUCAAUGAAGAUAUGUGGGAUUUCGGUACCGUCCGGCUCGUUGGAGACAGAGGGGGGGUAAUCAGCCGGCCUGGUCUAAACGCAAUGGACGAUUCCGCUAGAAACACGAGGGCAUCUAGGCCUUUGGAAGCAGACUACGGCGAGAGCCCUAGGGGAUCAUCACCAACUAAGGUCCAGAUUCAAGAUUUUGGAAACUCCUCCGUCUCUAGCACCCUGAAAGCAGCCAACCCUCCAGGAUUCGGAACCCCCCGACAGUCGUCGCCUCAGCGAAAGCCGGUGCCAGCUGUAGCACCUUUAUCACCUUCUAAAGUUCCCUUGCCACCCUCGCCACCCAAGCACUCGCAGGAUCCGAAUACACCACGAGCUCUGUCCAAGCAGAUGCCUAUUAUUCCUACCAUGACAUCGGCAGACUACGACCGCGCAUUGAAGGAACAAAUGCAUCAGGAUAUGAAAUCUCUCAGUAUUGCUCCUCCGCAGCAACUUGUGCAUCCGCAGCAAUCCUCAUCCUCGAAGAGUCCCCAGGCACAGCUUCAACAAUCACGAGGAAUUCCUAGACCAACUCCAUUCAAGCUACCGGAAAUCCCUCCGUAUCGCGGGCCCAGUUCACAGCAUCAGCCCGUGCAAAAAGCCACUAAUCAACAGUCCAGUUCUAGCUCCCAAGCUUUCCCAUCCAAGGCACAGCCCAAACAAAUACACCUCGCCCCGGACUCAUUUCCGCCACCCGGUCCUGUAAACCCGAAUGGCGAGCUUGAUGCCCUGAAUGAUGUCAUCUUCCCUGCGCUCGAGGAGGCUCUCAAGAGACGGCAAAUCCGACUGCAGCAAAUUUAUCGCCACGAAAAAGUCAUCACGCCACAAAGACAGCGCGCCGAAGCUGCACACGAUAGAAUCCGCAAACACGUCUACAAACUGGCCAACGUAUGCAAGGAGAUCGACCGCCUAGACAAGAGCGAGCCUGUCGGCAUGGGCAAGGAAGUUGGCACGUUCCUAGAGGGUCUACUCGAGGAAAUCCUGGUCCGAGUGGAGCCUCUGGAUGAGGAAGACGCCUGAAUAGGCCGGCUUCCUAAUAUUUGAUUGAUAUGGGUGAGUUGGCAGGAUUACACGAUAGUAACACUUGUUCAUUACUGGAGACUUGCAUUCGGAAGGGGGAUCGCUACUAGCCGUGUAAGUAUAUAUUUAAUAAGGGGCUUUUAAGGAUUGGGCUAUGGUCCACGUUGCUUGUAUCAAUAAUGAUUCCCGCCGCAUUCGACAAUAGAGCUAAGAGCUAUUCAUUAAUUCUUUGCUCUUUUUAAUGUUCUUAGGGGUUCUUCUUGUUUUUCUUUUUCCUAGAAAUUCCAUGCCACCCCAUUUUCGUCCAUUGGAAAUGGAUAGUCAGAGUUCCACCUCUUAAUAACCUGAGGGUGGGCCUAUUCAUAUAUGGUACUGCUUAAACAAAGAUAAUAAUAAAAAAGA
Molecule: messenger RNA, 2496 nt
Organism: Hypoxylon fragiforme
Lineage: Eukaryota; Fungi; Ascomycota; Sordariomycetes; Xylariales; Hypoxylaceae
Product: Pkinase-domain-containing protein
Exons: 4
Coding region: 115-2094 (659 amino acids)
Biological process (GO): protein phosphorylation
Molecular function (GO): protein kinase activity; ATP binding
Source: RefSeq, a predicted model, not a curated record